Camelina sativa (false flax) is the source of this 2500-nucleotide messenger RNA. NCBI's taxonomy places the organism in Eukaryota, Viridiplantae, Streptophyta, Magnoliopsida, Brassicales, Brassicaceae. The record is from RefSeq and is a predicted model, not a curated record.
GUUUUCAGAUAUUUCAAUUAACCAUUUAAUUGUCGGUUCAGUUUGGUUCGUUUUGGUUAGUUUGGACAUAUGAUUUUACUAAACAUUCAGUUAUUUGAGAAACUUCAGUUCGGUUUCAUUUUGUUUUUUUUUUCAGUUCUGUUCGGUCGGUUAUUUAGUUACCGGUUAUUUUGCCCAGCCCUAAAAUCUAGUUUAACUUCAACCAAUCUAAGUCGUUUAAAACUUUAGUGAUGAACAAGUCCAACAAAAAAAAAAAACAAGUUCCGUCCAUAAAUUUUCAACUACUCAGAUUAUUUUGCAAGAGCCAGACAAACCAUCCAGCAAUACAGACAAAUUUAGUUCCUAUUGUUCAAUAUGCAUAUGAAUUUGCUACUAAUGAAAAUCAAAAACAAAGAAAAAAACAAAAUUACGUUACAAAUCACAAUAAUCCGGUCAAUGUUAACUUAGAAAAAAAUAAAGAAUGUAAACUUUAUUUAAUAUCAAUGUUAAGUUUUCUUCUUAUUUUUUCUUGGAUAAAGGUAACAACAGUGUUAAGUUUAUUCCAUUUUCGUUAUAAGUAUAUAUAUGUUUAACUAAAAACAUAGAUUCCAUUGAACUUGAACAUCAAUAAUAUUACAGAAAUUACGAGACAAUAUAUCUUGUUCAAUAAUGUGAAUUUGUUUCACGAUCAAUGAUAUGGAAGAUCGAAUAUCGAUUCUGUCAAUAUAUAAAUCAUUCAUGGCCGUCCAAGUGACGUUUACGUUCCUCUUAUCUAUUAGUACUAGUUUUUAUUAUUAUUAUUAUUAUUAUUAUUAUUAUGCAGCACGUAUAAUCACCAAUCAUCGUUAUGUAUAUAUAUCAGCCCUGUUCGUUUUUCAGUCGCGCGACUCCACCUGCGACUGUUUUCUAGACAAGCUAAUAUUGUAAAUACAAGCAUUUUAAAGGAUCUGAAUCAAUGGAUUCAAAACCAGCGACUGUCGCUACUUUUAAUUCAAGGUAUAGGUGGUGUCGCUAAUUAAUCUGGCGAUCCGAAAUCAUAAGAUUUAACCUAAGAUUUAAGUCGCAGCGACUGGAAAAAGGGAGAGAUGAAGAUUUUUAAAGAGAAGUAAAGCUGUUUUUUUGGUCGCUGAUCGCCAUCGCCGCAACAGUAAAACGAACAGGGCCAUCGUUGAUUCUUUUUUUGUUUGGUAAGUUUUCUCUGUUAAUCACCAAACAGAAAUUAAAACGCUCCAAAUCCCAAAACCGUUCAUUAUUUCUUAUUAUGUUCAUCAGAUAUUCACCGCAUACACAUCGGCAAAGAUCAAAUGCUAUUGGUCAAUAAGAAUAAAGGGACUUGCUAGUAUUUAUAGUAAUAACCAUGUAAUUAGGCAUCAAGACCCAAAUUACCCAAUCCCUUUUCUGUAAUGAAAUUGAAUACUAGGAUUUAAAAUAUAUAGUAGACCAAGUAUAUGUCUCGUUUCCUAGCUUAUACUUCUUUAUAACAAUAAUUUUAAUGCAUAAGACAAAGUUCGUUAAGCAUAUCCCUCGCAUGCUCUUUGAAGUUUCAAAUAUUCAACAUAAAUCUAAAGAAAACGAAAACGAAAGUUUCAAAUUUAUUAAUUAUAUUCAAGAACUCAUUGACCACAUAAUGACAAUAUGAUAUACAAAUCAAUUUAAGCAAAGACGACCGAUUCCACCGGUAACCUACUAACCAUUUUCUUAACUCUCGUUAACGUGUCCAUUACUUAUAUAUAGCACUUAACACAUACAUUUCAGACACUAGAGACUAAAUCGCCUCUAGAUCAAAUUCAAAUUAUUGAGUUUAACUAGUUAAACCCUAAAAAAAGGUAACGAAAACAAUUUUUUUUUUUUUUUUUGGUAACUUCUUUAUAUUCUUUUCCGGCGAGGAUAUGGACCGAUCAACGCCGGAACAUAACUCCUCCUCCUCCUCCUCUUCGUCCCACAAACGUCUAAGCGUGAGCUUUCUUGUCUCUAUAAUGGUUCUUUGCGCUAGACACGCGAAUCGGCUCUCGAAGAAGCUAAAGCUAAAGCCGAAGAAGCGAACUCGAAGCGGCGGAGAAGGCAUAGGAGAAAGAUUCCGAUGGAAUCUAACAAGCUCGCCGCUGAGGUCUCCUCGGACUAAAGAGUUGUUCACGUCUUUGAGCAACAAGGCGAUGACGAUGAUCGGCCGGAAAAACACGGCCGAGAAAAAUGCGGCGGCGGCAGAAGAGGAGGAGCACGGUCUUUGGCAAAGAGAGAUUUUGAUGGGAGGCAAAUGCGAGCCGUUGGAUUUCUCGGGUGUGAUUAAUUACGACUGCAACGGACGGCUGUUAAAUGAGGUGCCACCGAGAUCACCACGUAGCACUCCGUUACCCGUUUACCCGACCGGUUCUUAACCCGGGUCACCGUUAAACCCGAUGGGAACGAAUGAUUUUUUUAAAUAGCUUCAUAUUAAUAUAAGAGGCUCCAUUAGAUGAUUGAUGUCAUGAUGUGUCGAUUAGGCAGCAUAAACAGAUUAUGUAUAUAUAAGAAUGUUACUGUG